Messenger RNA from Pseudomassariella vexata, 1395 nucleotides. RefSeq lists its product as uncharacterized. Gene Ontology annotation, cellular component: endoplasmic reticulum lumen. NCBI's taxonomy places the organism in Eukaryota, Fungi, Ascomycota, Sordariomycetes, Amphisphaeriales, Pseudomassariaceae. The transcript is spliced from 3 exons. The coding region runs from base 1 to 1395 and encodes 464 amino acids. The record is from RefSeq and is a predicted model, not a curated record. Gene Ontology annotation, molecular function: protein N-acetylglucosaminyltransferase activity.
AUGACUUCCAAGAUGUUAUUCACGAGAAGACGCUGUACCACGUUCCUAUCUAGUCUGCUUAUAUCCUUCUUUCUUGUCCGCGUGUUGAGGCAACUUCAGUAUGGCCACUUAAGAAGUGUAACGUGGCCGGCCCAAAACCUCGAUUUCGACGAUAGCUAUGUCAAUGAAGACACUAUCGACACCGUGUUCCGUCAAAGCCGGUCAGCAUACUGUUCGGCCGAGUCGCCAUCUCAGCUGAUGUGUUUCCAUAACCAGAAAAGCGACAGAACCAUCGACUCAUUCUGCAUCGGGGAACACGGGGUGCUGGGCACGAAGGGCAAGUUCGAACUAUCGUGUGAUAGGAUUAAGCCAUAUACUAUCGAGACAAAUGACACGGCCCAAACACUGGACAAAAUCAAGUCUUACUGGUACGAUACUGGGCCACGCGUCAUAUUCGACCGGUAUGUCAAACUUGCAUUACCCUCCCCGCCGGAACCAAAUAGUCAGGAGGAUAGCGAAUCUGCACCGUCAUCCCCGACCAACGCAAGCCAUUAUUUAAUACUUCUGAAUCGCGAGGGGACAGAUAACCCCUGGCACUGCUUGAUGGAGAUCAUGGCCCUCAGCAUGACGAUCGACGUGCUGCAGAUGAUACGAAAGCGGGACUCGGCUGACGCACCCAAUACGCAAGUCAUCGUCCUCGACGGCAAAGAACAUGGGCCCUUUUUCGACCUCUGGAGCCUCUUCGCCCAAAAGCCCACCAUCCGGUUGGCCGACGUACCCGUCGGCACCGACAUGGGCACACUCGUCAUCCCCCUGGCGGGGGCCAGCAACCCGCCUGCUGGGACCUUUUCGCGGCGCGUGCUACGCAAUCUCCAUGUCUGGGACGCCGACAAGGAGCAGGAAAAAGACAAGAUCGUCGUGACCUUCAUCGGCCGUAAGGCGGGGCUCAGGCUGAUGGACCAGGAAAAGCUCGUGGCCGCACUGGAGAGACAGUAUGCGGACUCGCCCGUGCGCCUUGAGGUCAACCUCGUCGACUUAGCGGUUGUACCCUUCGCCCAGCAGGUGCAACUAGUGCACGACUCGGACGUGCUGGCCGGCGUCCACGGCGCCGGUCUCACCCACAGCCUCUGGCUGCGCGAGCUCUCUGCUGUUGUCGAGAUUCUGCCUGAGGGCUUCAUGCACAAGGGAUUCCGCAACCUCGCCGGUGCCCUCGGCCAUGACUACUUCAGCGCUCACGGAAACGUUCCGGCUACUGGUACUGAUACUGAUGGUGGCGGUGGUGGUCGCGAACAGCGGGCGAAAGAGGAUUGGCAUAACGAAAAUGUAUCCCUAGAUGAGGCGCGCUUUUUUGAAUUAAUGGACAUUGCUAUUAAGAGCAGGUUUAAUUCGGGACUUCAUAACUUUGAUAUAAACUAG